AGUUAUCCUGGGCUUCUGGUGGUACCUCAGUCAGUUCAAGACAGCAGUCUGCAGAGAGUUGCUCGCUGUUACCGUCACAAUCGCCUACCAGUGGUCUGUUGGAAGAACACUAAAAACAGUACUCUUCUACUCAGAUCUGGAGGUUUUCAUGGAAAAGGUGUCGUUGGCCUCUUCAAAUCCCAAAACACGCAUACUACAGCUCCUGCUUCUUUAGAAUCUUCGAGCAGUAUAGAACAGGAAAAAUACCUACAAGCCUUACUGAAUGUGAUAUCCGUCCACUGCAAAAUGAAUGGCAGUAAUACUCUCACUGUUAGACCAACGAUUGCUCUUUCUCCAGGUGUAUGGGCGAGUCUUCGUUCAAGCAACCGACUUAUCAACGCGCAGACUCCAUUCAUUGAUGUUGGUGCAAGACUAGCAGGGAAAGAUAACACCACUUCCUACAGUAGCAGCACUUUUCUGCAAAGUCAGCUUUUGAGACGGCAAGCUGCCCUCUAUAUAUUUGGAGAAAAAUCUCAGUUACGGGGAUUCAAACUUGAUUUUGCCUUGAACUGUGAAUUUGUUCCUGUUGAAUUCAGUGACAUCCGACAGACAAAGGCAAGCUUUAAAAAGCUGAUGCGAGCUUGUGUUCCCAGCACCAUUCCUACAGAUUCUGAGGCAACAUUCCUUAAAGCACUUGGGGAGUCAGAGUGGUUCCCACAGCUUCACAGGAUAAUGCAAUUGGGUGUGAUCAUCUCUGAGCUCCUGGAAAACGGUUCUUCUGUUAUGGUUUGUUUGGAAGAUGGCUGGGAUAUUACUGCACAAGUAGUAUCUCUGGUGCAGUUACUCAGUGAUCCCUUCUAUAGGACACUCGAAGGCUUCCGGAUGCUGGUGGAAAAAGAGUGGCUCUCUUUUGGUCAUAAAUUCAGUCAGCGUAGUAAUCUGACUCUCAACUGUCAGGGUAGUGGAUUUGCUCCUGUUUUCUUACAGUUUUUAGACUGUGUGCAUCAGAUUCAUAACCAAUACCCAACAGAGUUUGAGUUCAAUCAAUAUUACCUGAAGUUUCUGGCUUUUCAUCACAUAUCAAAUCGAUUUAAAACAUUUCUUCUGGAUUCAGACUAUGAAAGACUAGAACAUGGGACAUUGUUUGAAGAUAAAGGAGAUAAACAUGCCAAAAAAGGAAUCUGUAUUUGGGAUUGUAUUGAAAAGAUGCACAAGAGGAGCCCUAUUUUCUUCAAUUACCUCUAUGCCCCUGUUGAAGUAGAGGCACUGAAACCAAAUGUAAAUAUGUCCAGCCUCAAAAAGUGGGAUUAUUAUGUAGAAGAGAUUUUGGCUACAGGCCCUUCCUAUGAUUGGACCAUGGUAACUGCAAAAUGUAGCGUUUCAGAGGAAACUGACCAAACGGAUGGUUCGCUCUCUCAGACAAAGAGGAAAAUAGUAUGGCCAUGUUAUGAUGAUGUUAAAAAAAUACAACCCGAUGCCAUCAGCAGCCUUUUAAAUGAAAUCGAAAGGUUGGAAAGUAAAUUAAAUCAGAGCCCAGAAAGGUGGCAGCUUUUGUGGGAAAGGAUCAAAAUGAAUCUAAAGGAUGAUACCAGACAAGACAAUCUCCGGAGACAUCCUCCUGGCUCAUCGGGGAUGAUGUCAGCUAAUCUACAUUCCUAUCAAAAGAGGUCUUUGUUGGAGAUACCUGACAGUGGGCUGGGUGAGGAACAGAGUGCUACCAUCUCUCCCUCCAAUGGAGUAGACAGAAGAACAACAACGCUAUACAAUCAUUUCACAUCAAAGAAUGAUGAAAAUAGAUCUUUUGAAGGUACGUUGUACAAAAGAGGAGCUUUACUAAAAGGCUGGAAACCUCGCUGGUUUGUGCUGGAUGUGACAAAACACCAGCUGCGAUACUAUGAUUCUGGUGAGGAUACAAGCUGUAAGGGACACAUCGACCUCGCAGAAGUAGAAACUGUGAUUCCUGCUUCGCCAACAAUUGGAGCCCCAAAACAUGCAAGUGAAAAGGCAUUUUUUGAUUUGAAGACAAAUAAACGUGUGUAUAAUUUUUGUGCCCAAGAUGCACAGAGUGCUCAACAAUGGAUGGAUAGGAUCCAGAGUUGCAUUUCAGAUGCUUAGAAAGGAAAAAUGUUCUAUAAUAAAAGACACGUUUAAAGCACCUCUUCCUGUAAGAAGCUAAGUUCUGAAAUGUUACUGACAGACAACCAGCCUUCCUUUCGUUACAGUCAUAACAGUUCAUAAUAUGCUAAAGUUCCUUUUUGGUUUAAUAAUCAUAACCACUGUAACUUCUAUUUUUUUUUUUUUUCCCUGCAGGGAGGACUUUGAAAAAUAAUAAUUAAUUUAUCCUGAAUUUCCAAUUUCUUCAGUACAAUUCCUAGCUAUAAAAUGGGCUGUAUUUGCACUAUCAUCUAACCCUGGCUUUCUCAUUUCAGAGCUGUUCUGUUAGGAAACCUGUCCAAAGGAAAUUGUAGAAAUUUUCCCUCCAAUAGGAAGUGUAUUUGCACUCUCUUCAUACUUUUAAACAGAAUGUUUUUAUUUCCAAGCUAGUCAUGAGUAAGAGGGGACAUGUCUACAAUUCCU
Eurypyga helias (sunbittern) is the source of this 2556-nucleotide messenger RNA. Its product is annotated as myotubularin-related protein 13-like. The transcript is spliced from 14 exons. The record is from RefSeq and is a predicted model, not a curated record. Lineage: Eukaryota; Metazoa; Chordata; Aves; Eurypygiformes; Eurypygidae. The annotation marks the transcript as partial.